Molecule: messenger RNA, 1990 nt
Organism: Lontra canadensis (Northern American river otter)
Lineage: Eukaryota; Metazoa; Chordata; Mammalia; Carnivora; Mustelidae
Gene: TRAF3IP2
Product: TRAF3 interacting protein 2
Exons: 9
Coding region: 103-1776 (557 amino acids)
Biological process (GO): positive regulation of canonical NF-kappaB signal transduction; humoral immune response
Source: RefSeq, a predicted model, not a curated record
GGGAGGCGGGAGGCGGGAGCCAGCCAAGGUGGAGUGUGAGAAGGAGAGCCCGACCACCCUGCCCGCUGGUCUGUCUGUCCUUGGUGGUGCUAAGAAACUAGAAUGAACCGAAGCAUUCCUGUGGAGGUUGAUGAAUCAGAACCAUACCCAAGUCAGUUACUGAAACCAAUCCCAGACUACUCCCUGGAAGAGGAAUCAGAACCACGUGCUCCAAAUCUGACGAACAUGGCGCCCAACAGCUUGUCUGCGCCCCAAACCCCUCACUGUUCCUCGGGAGAAGUUUCUCAGGCUCAGCCACCCUUGAAACUUUCCAAUCACCUACGGCCUGUGUCGCAGCAGGUCACCUGCCUGCGUGCGAAAAUCUUGGAGGAGAGCGAAGACAGCUUCUGGAGGAGACACCCAGACCCAGGCAAAGAUUUUCCCUCGGGCUCCCCCGCAGCCAGCGAGCAGGAGCCGGAGUCUGUGGUUGGAGGCCUCCCUCUGGAGCAUCAGUUUUCAUUUAUGGAAAAACGGAAUCAAGGGCUAGGAUCUCAGCUUUCAGCAGCUUCUCCUGACACUGGCCAUGACUCAGACAAAUCAGACCGAAGUUUACCUAAUGCCUCAGCAGACUCCCCCAGCCGGAGCCAAGAGACGGUGCAACAGCCCCAGCCCCACAGGAACCGGGCAGCUCCAGAUCUGCCUACGACAGACACAGGAUAUGAUUCCCAGCCCCUGGAUGUCCUGGGCCUCAGGCAGCUGGAAAGGCCCCUGCCCCUCACCUCCACGUGUUACCCCCAGGACCUCCCCAGACCACUCAGCUCCAGAGAGUUCCCUCAGUUUGAACCUCAGAGGAUCCCAGUGUGUGCACAGAGGCUGCCUCCCGUCCUUCCCCCACACACUCAGUGGAACUGUCAUUACCAUUGUCCCAGAGGUCCCUAUCACCAGGUGCCAUGUGGCCACAACCACCCCCGAGCAGCCUACCACCAAGUGGUCCAGCCCAUCCCUGGAGCCAGUGUGAGGGGCCCGAGGCCUGUACAGAAGGUCGUCCUGAACUACCCCAGCCCCUGGGACCAAGACCAGAGGCCCGCACAAAGAGACCACUCCUCCCCGGGGCUCCCGAGGGACCAACUAUAUAACCAGCCACCUCAUCGAGCCGGAGUUCCUGAGGAGUCUUUGGAGUGUCCUGCAGAACUGAGACCACUGGGUCCCCAGGCUCCGUCCCCAGCUGCUGUCCCUAGACCCCUUAGUAACCUUCCAGCCAGAGGAACUCUGAAAACAAGCAAUUUGCCAGAAGAGUUACGGAAAGUCUUCAUCACCUAUUCUAUGGACACAGCCAUGGAGGUGGUGAAAUUCGUGAACUUCCUCUUGGUAAAUGGCUUCCAAACUGCAAUUGACAUAUUUGAGGAUAGAAUCCGAGGCAUUGAUAUCAUUAAGUGGAUGGAACGCUACCUUAGAGAUAAGACAGUGAUGAUAAUUGUAGCAAUCAGCCCCAAAUACAAACAGGAUGUGGAAGGUGCCGAGUCGCAGCUGGACGAGGACGAGCACGGCUUACACACUAAGUACAUUCAUCGCAUGAUGCAGAUCGAGUUCAUCAAACAAGGAAGCAUGAAUUUCAGAUUCAUCCCCGUGCUCUUCCCAAAUGCUAAGAAGGAGCACGUGCCCACCUGGCUUCAGAACACUCACGUCUACAGCUGGCCCAAGAAUAAGAAAAACAUCCUGCUGCGGCUGCUCAGGGAAGAGGAGUACAUAGCCCCUCCCCGGGGGCCCCUGCCCACGCUUCAGGUGGUGCCCCUGUGACCCCUCCGUGCCCAGAGCCCUGGGGUUGUGCCGGUGGGGGCGGCGGAGGGGCGGAUCCUGUUCCGACAACACGUCCCCUCGAGGUCCCUCUCAGAGGACCCCUCCCCACCCCGGAAGACCAGUCCUGCAGACCCCUCUUCCCAUGGAGACCUCCACAGACCCUGCCUUUCAGAAAGAGGCAGUGGCUGCUCUGUAGUCCCUACAUCUGCCCCCC